AUGGAACCACAUAUCUCAGAUUUUGGGAUUGCUAAGCUUGAUCAGGAUUCUACUCAGUCAGCUGCUAUUAUUGGCACCCUUGGUUAUAUUGCACCAGAGGCCACCUACAUGACGAGAACGAGCAAGGAGUCGGAUGUAUACAGUUACGGAGUUGUCUUACUUGAACUCAUAACCAGAAAGAUGGUCAUCGACCCUUCGUUCUAUGAAAAUAUGGGCAUAGUUGGAUGGGUGACUUCCACCUUGGAUAGCACUAGUAAAAUAGAAGUUGUCAUAGAUGAAGACCUCGCGAAUGAAGUCCCAGGGACUUCAGAGAGCAAAGAAGUGAACAAGGUUCUUUCCUUAGCCAUGAGAUGUGUAGCAGCAAGGAAGGCAAGCAUGCAGCCUUCAAUGCAGAAUGCUGUCAAGGAGUUGCAAGAUAUCAAGUCUAGAUUUUCAGCUGGUUCUCAGAGACAGAGGAUAUCUGAACCCACAACUAGUACAUGA
Messenger RNA from Zingiber officinale, 483 nucleotides. Its product is annotated as receptor-like protein kinase. The record is from RefSeq and is a predicted model, not a curated record. The transcript is spliced from 2 exons. Gene Ontology annotation, biological process: protein phosphorylation. Lineage: Eukaryota; Viridiplantae; Streptophyta; Magnoliopsida; Zingiberales; Zingiberaceae. Bases 1 to 483 code for a protein of 160 amino acids. Gene Ontology annotation, molecular function: protein kinase activity; ATP binding.